Molecule: messenger RNA, 1025 nt
Organism: Cotesia glomerata
Lineage: Eukaryota; Metazoa; Arthropoda; Insecta; Hymenoptera; Braconidae
Exons: 3
Coding region: 116-769 (217 amino acids)
Source: RefSeq, a predicted model, not a curated record
GCUGUACUUUGGGUGCGUUCCACUAAGCGCUCACGACGAUCAAAAUUCUCCUUUAGCCAUUCCACAUACCGACCGCGGUCGUUGUGGUCACGGCGAAAACGUCACUCAUGACGUCAUGACUAAUGCUCACGCAAGGCUCACAACGACCCAUCUAAAGAGGUGGGUCAAAGUGAACGUUGAGAAUAAUUCGGCGCAAUUUUUGAAAUUGUUUUUGAAAUAUGAUAUUCAAAGCUUAAAGAUGGCGACAAGAAAAAUAACAUUAUAUGAUUCUGAAAGAGAAAUUGUAGUAGAAGCUAUCGUUUCUGAAGCUGAAGCUGCUCGUGCAGAAAGAGAUGUAUUUUUUGCAACUGAGCUGUUAAGAAAAAUUAUUAAUCAAAAUUCUGAAGCUUCCGCAUCUGUUGAAGUUGAUCAAGAAUCUAGUGAAUUAUACGAUGAAGAGACUUCAGAGAGUUUUAUUGGAGAAGAACGACUUGAUAGUGAUAAUCUAACCGAUCUCAACUCUGAAACUCCAGAAUUUGAAGGAGAAACUUCAGUAUACAGGUGGAACUCACUCUGCGUAUUAUUAUUAUUGGAAUUAUAUAGGUCUAUGGAAGAAACUCUGAACAGUGGAAAAAUUUCUCAAAAACAAGUAUGGAAUAAAAUAUCCCAAGAUAUGAAAAAAAAAGGAUACGAUGUGACGGGACCGCAAUGUCAUUCUAAAAUAUUCAAUUAUUUCUUCACUUUUAACAUAAAUAAAUUUAAGUCACAAAUAUUAAAACUUAUUGUUUAGGAUUACCUAACCUCCUUAAACUUCUACUAUUUUCAAACUUGCCAUUUGUAAUAUUUACAUGAACGCCCGAAACGCUCCAUAAUCCAUUCCACUUGAGUUAACGACAGUAACAUUCACAAUCAAGUGGAAUGGGGAAAUCAGCGGUCAUGAGCGUGAGCGUUGUGAACGCUUAGUGGAACGCACCCUUUGUCAGUACAUAUAUUUUAUAUAUGAUACAGUCGACGCUCUCUGUAUUGGACCUCUCUGUAUUUGACCA